AUGCUUAUGGUGAAGAUCAUGGUGCAUGUGUAUGGGACAGCAAAGACACCGCGAUAUACGGUGCUCAUUGAUGACAAUGACUUCACUAUGGAUGACCUAGAAGGCAUUACGUACUCGCUGUGCUUUUGUCAUCAGAUUGCAACACUAACCACUUCUGUGCCUACGCCACUCUAUGUGGCUGGAUUAUAUGCAGAUCGAGGGCGUCGUAUGCUCUAUCAGUGGAGGUUAGCGUGUUUUUCUUUUCGCGAUUCGCUGCGAGGUAUUCAUAUUUGGUUUUCGGAAUUUAAGCUGAUACAAGUGUUUCUAUAG
Messenger RNA from Gongylonema pulchrum, 309 nucleotides. NCBI's taxonomy places the organism in Eukaryota, Metazoa, Nematoda, Chromadorea, Rhabditida, Gongylonematidae. The record is from the annotation of a GenBank genome assembly.